Molecule: messenger RNA, 1846 nt
Organism: Scheffersomyces coipomensis
Lineage: Eukaryota; Fungi; Ascomycota; Pichiomycetes; Serinales; Debaryomycetaceae
Gene: CPA1
Product: carbamoyl-phosphate synthase (glutamine-hydrolyzing)
Exons: 1
Coding region: 228-1529 (433 amino acids)
Biological process (GO): L-glutamine metabolic process; L-arginine biosynthetic process; 'de novo' pyrimidine nucleobase biosynthetic process
Cellular component (GO): carbamoyl-phosphate synthase complex; cytoplasm
Molecular function (GO): carbamoyl-phosphate synthase (glutamine-hydrolyzing) activity
Source: RefSeq, a predicted model, not a curated record
UGAGACAGUUCAGUUGCAGACAGAAAAAUUUUCAUCCACUUUCCCAUCCAUCCAUCCAAUUAAUUAAUUAGUUAAUACUUAAUUUAAUAGAGUGAAAAUUCCUUUAGUUUGACUUUUUCUUAUUAGUUUUCAUUAUCAUUAAGUUGUUCUUUAUUCCCAGUGUCUAGAUCUCGUUGAACUGAAUUGAUCAAAAAUUCAUCCUAUAGACAUCAUAACUAAUAACAAUAAUGCUUAAUAUCUUUAAAUCACAAGGAACCAAAAUAGGUAAGAUUCCAACCACUUAUGUUAGAUUCUUAGCUACUCAAGGUAAAUUCGUCAACAAGACUUCACAAUUAGAUAGAGCCACAUUAACCAUCAAAGAUGGACCAAUUUUCAAUGGUUAUUCAUUUGGAGCUAAUAAAAAUGUAAGUGGAGAAGCGGUAUUCACUACUUCAUUAGUAGGAUAUCCUGAAUCUAUGACUGAUCCAUCAUAUAAGGGACAAAUUUUAUGUUUCACUCAACCAUUGAUUGGGAAUUAUGGGGUACCAUCUGCUACUCAAAAGGAUCAAUUUAAUUUAUUGAAAUAUAUGGAAAGUUCUCAAGUUCAAUGUAUUGGUAUUGUGGUUGCUGAUGUGGCUUUAGAAUACAGUCAUUGGACUGCGGUUGAAUCAUUACAACAAUGGUGUCAAAGAUCAGGUGUGGCUGCUAUUUCUGGAGUUGACACUAGACAAUUAGUUAGUUAUUUAAGAGAAAGAGGUUCAUCAUUAGGUAGAAUCACGAUUGGUGAAGAAUAUGAUGCUGAUGAAGAUGCUGCUUUUGAUGAUCCUGGUUCGAUUAAUUUAGUUCAUAAAGUCACUACCAAGGCUCCCUUCCAUAUUAGUUGUCCUGCUGAACAUUCUAAAAACAUUCAUAUUGCUGUUAUUGAUUGUGGAGCAAAAGAAAAUAUUUUAAGAUGUUUAGUUGAAAGAGGAGCAUCAUUAACUGUUUUCCCAUAUAAUUAUCCAAUUGAUAAGAUUGCUAAUAAAUUCGAUGGAAUUUUUAUUUCCAAUGGUCCAGGUGAUCCAACUCAUUGUUCAGUAACUACUGAAAAUUUAAAGAAAACAAUGAAUAAAUAUGAAGAUUUACCAAUCUUUGGUAUUUGUUUAGGUCAUCAAUUAUUAGCUUUAGCUAGUGGAGCUAAAACUAUUAAAUUAAAAUAUGGUAAUAGAGCUCAUAAUAUCCCUGCUUUAGAUUUAAUCACUGGUAAAUGUCAUAUCACAUCACAAAAUCAUGGAUAUGCCGUUGAUAUUGAUAGUUUAGAUAAGAGUGAAUGGGAACCAUAUUUCACUAAUUUAAAUGAUUUAAGUAAUGAAGGUAUGAUUCAUAAACAUAAACCAAUCUUUUCUACUCAAUUCCAUCCUGAAGCUAAGGGAGGUCCAUUAGAUACUGCGUUUUUAUUUGAUAAAUUCUUUAAAAAUAUUGAAACUUAUAGAUCAAACAAUGGAUUAAAUUUGAUUAAUAUUGAUAAUAGUUUAUUAGUGGAUAUCUUACCAAAGGAAAGAGUGGUAUAAAAGAGAGUCCGAUAGGAUGUAUAACUGAUGAGGUCUAUGCUAUACUAUACUAUAUCCUAGCAAAUCAGAAGGGAGUAAAAUAAAAAUUAUAUAAAAGCUAAUAUUUUCUUUUUCUAUUAAUUAAUAAAUAAUGUUGAACUUAAACGAUAAGGUAAGGUAAGGUAAGGGAAGAGAAGAUUGUAGAUCAAGGUACGAAGGAGUGGAGUGUAAUGAAUGAGUGAAUGAAUGCAGAGCAGUUGUCAUCAUAUGUUUAUAAAUCGUUAAAGAAUAUAUCUAUCGAUAUAUAUAUAUCAUGAUGAUGAUGAUGAUGAACUGGU